Astyanax mexicanus (Mexican tetra) is the source of this 4554-nucleotide messenger RNA. RefSeq names its product epithelial cell transforming 2 (gene ect2). Gene Ontology annotation, molecular function: GTPase activator activity; guanyl-nucleotide exchange factor activity. Gene Ontology annotation, cellular component: nucleus; cell cortex. The record is from RefSeq and is a predicted model, not a curated record. The transcript is spliced from 27 exons. Lineage: Eukaryota; Metazoa; Chordata; Actinopteri; Characiformes; Acestrorhamphidae. Bases 362 to 3523 code for a protein of 1053 amino acids. Gene Ontology annotation, biological process: intracellular signal transduction; nervous system development; regulation of cytokinesis, actomyosin contractile ring assembly.
CGGCUGUAGUUUUGAAUUCAGAACGGGAGAGGAUCUGCUGGAGGAGCACAAAGCUUGAAAAUGGAUUUAAUGUUUACACUUGUUUCCUAGCGUUUCUCAGCCCACGCGCUCUGUCACACCCGUGUCCGGCGGUGUGGUUUAUUUUAUACGGGUUAUCGCUCGGUUUUUGGGGCGGUUUGUUGUGUGUUGGGUAGUUUAACAGUGGGAAAGGGAGGCUGCGGGGAACUCUGUGUAGCUGCUAGCCGGCCUCCUGCUGCUGCUGCUCAGCCAGGCAGCUCAACUCUCAGCUCCAGCAGACCUUUCAGCACUGUCCCCGGGCCCGACCUGACUCUUGCUGACCCCGGGAUUGGGUCACAGCACCAUGGCUGACAGCAGCAUAGUGACUUUGGGCAUGGCCCGUAGCCUGCUGGUGGACUCGUCUGUGUACGACUCCAGAAUGGCAGAGACCUCUAAGGAGCACACCUUCCUGGGGCUGGCUCCUGAUGAAGCAGAGGAAAUCCUUCGCCGAGUGGAGACUAGAGUAGUGCUGGUGGGAGAAACAGGCCACGAUCCUGAACUUGUAAAGGCAUUGGAGGAAAUCAAAAUUAUGGAAGUUCCAGUGGUAAAGAUUAAAGAAGGAGACCCAGGCUCUGAGUCAGGCGAGAAAUUGAUAAAAUCUAUAAUCAAUAUGGACAUAAACGUCCCGUGCAUAAAGACAGACAAUGUCAGGGAGUUUGGGGACGGCGAGAACGCCGAGUUUGAGACUGUCUUUGUACUGAAGGACUUCCAGUCUCCAGACUACAGCUAUUUAUACAAGAAUGACAACCGAAUUCUGGGUCCUCCUGUGAUUCUGCACUGUGCUGGGAAAGGAGAGCCUCUGCCUUUCUCCUCCCGUCCUCUCUACUCCACCACGAUGCUGAAUAUGUCGCUGUGUUUUACUGGAUUCCGCAAGAAGGAAGAAGUGGUAAACCUGGUCAGCCUGGUGCAUCACAUGGGCGGCACCAUCCGCAAGGACUUCAGCGCUAAAGUCACCCAUCUCAUUGCUCAUUCCACUCACGGAGAGAAGUACAGGUUGGCUGUGUGUAUGGGUACACCCAUCCUCACCCCUGACUGGAUUCGUAAGGCCUGGGAGCACAAGGAUGAAAUCAAUUUCCAUGCAGGCGUUGAAGAGUUCCGCACCGCCUUCAAAGUGCCUCCGUUUCAAGACUGCGUUCUGAGCUUUCUUGGCUUCUCUGAGGAGGAGAAAAACAACAUGGAGGAAAGGACACUGAAGCAUGGUGGCCAGUUUCUGGAGGUCGGAGAUGAGAAAUGCACUCACCUGGUGGUGGAGGAGAACUCUAUUAAGGAGCUGCCCUUUGUGCCAUCCAAGAGACUCUACGUUGUAAAACAGGAGUGGUUUUGGGGAAGUAUCCAGAUGGAUGCCAGAGCUGGAGAAUCCAUGUAUUCCUAUGAGAAGUCGGAGAGUCCUGCGAUGAAGAAGGCCGUGUCCCUUCUUUCUCUCACCACGCCCACCAGUAACCGCAAACGACGGCGGCUGCGGGACACUUUGGCCCAGCUCACGAAAGAAUCCGAGAUUUCACCCUUUCCUCCUCGUAAACGGCCCUCAGCAGAGCACUCGCUGUCUAUGGGCUCCCUUCUGGACAUCUCCAACACCCCAGAGACCUGCAAAGCCCUGGCAGAGCGUAGUGCAGAAGGCAGGCGCAGGCAGAGAAGGCCAGUGAAGAGGAGGAGUGAGCGGAACAGGAAGGGUAGGAGAAGCAGGGAGUGGUCCAUCUACUGUACCAGCACUCCAAAGGCUGCAGAGCAGGACAUGUGCAUCCAAAGCUCAGGCGGGUCAGCCGAGCGUUCCCAGCAGACAGAGCUCUCACCUGAUUCCUCCACAGCUCAGUCAGAUACUGCAGAGAACACAAAGCCCUCCAAAAGCUCCACACCAGUCCUGCCCAAACAGUCAGCAAGAUGGCAAGUGUCCAAGGAGCUGUACCAGACAGAGAGCAACUACGUGGAUAUCCUGGCCACGGUUCUGCAGCUCUUUAAGGACCCCCUGGAGAAGGAAGGGCAGGUGGGCGGCCCUAUCCUGGCUCAGGAGGAGAUUAAGACCAUAUUCGGCAGCAUCCCGGACAUUUAUGAAGUACACACCCGCAUAAAGGCAGACCUGGAGGAGCUGGUGAUGAACUGGUCUGAAGACAAGAGCGUUGGAGACAUCAUUCUGAAAUAUUCUGGAGAGCUGGUGAAGGCUUACCCACCGUUUGUCAACUUCUUUGAGAUGAGUAAGGAGACGAUUGUGAGGUGUGAGAAGCAGAAGCCGAGGUUUCACGCCUUCCUGAAGAUCAAUCAGGCCAAACCUGAGUGUGGGCGGCAGACGCUUGUGGAGCUGCUGAUUCGUCCUGUUCAGAGACUGCCUAGUGUGGCUCUGCUGCUCAAUGAUAUUAAAAAGCACACCGCUGAUCAUAAUCCUGAUAAAAUCACCCUGGAAAAGGCCAUCGAGUCCCUGAAAGAGGUUAUGACGCAUAUAAAUGAAGACAAGAGGAAGACGGAGGGCCAGAAGCAGAUCUUUGAUGUGGUGUAUGAAGUGGAUGGCUGCCCCGCCAAUCUCUUGUCAUCUCAUCGGAGUCUGGUGCACAGAGUGGAAACCAUUGCUUUGGGAGACAAGCCGUGUGACCGGGGCGAAAAUGUCACACUCAUUCUCUUUAAUGACUGUCUGGAGAUCGCCAGGAAAAGGCAUAAGGUGAUCAGCACUUUCAAGAGUCCUCUGGGACAGACCCGUCCGCCGGCCCAGCUCAAGCACAUUAUGCUCAUGCCCCUGUCUCAGAUUCGCAGGGUACUGGAUCUGCGGGACACUGAGGAAUGUCAAAACGCCUUCGCCCUGGUUGUGCGUCCCCCGACCGAGCAAGAGAACCUCCUCUUCAGCUUCCAGCUCACUGCCGAAGACACGCUCAAAUCAGCCUGGCUGAAGACCCUCUGCCGCCAAGUGGCCAAUACCAUCUGCAGGGCCGACGCGGAAGACCUGAUUCAGUGCACUGAUCCCGACUCCCUUCAAGUCAGCACAAAGGAUAUGGACAGCACGCUGAGUCGAGCCUCCAGGGCCAUCAAAAAAACAUCAAAGAAGGUCACACGGGCCUUCUCCUUCACUAAAACCCCUAAACGUGUGAUCCAGAGGGCUUUCAUGGCCAGCAGUACCCCAGAUGACAAGAGUCCUGGAGCGGGCUCUGAUCAUAUGUCCCGAAUGACCAGCAGCUCCACGCUGGCUAUGUCUCGCUCGGCCUCCACGUUCAGUCUGAGUGGCUGUAGUAAGAAUGCAGUGGUGCAGCGCUCCAACUCUCUGGACAAUGCUCCUCGGCCCCGGGUGCCCAUGUGUGUGCGCACCCCAUGCUGCCCAGAGAACGCUAGCCAGCCUGCCCCUCCAGAGACCCAGCCUAAAGUGCCCACCCGAGCUCAGGAGGUGCCCAAGGUCACGCUGCAGCCCGCGAGGCCGUGCCGGGAGCUUCUGGUGCCCCCAGACCAGCACAGAGCCCCGGGAACCCCACGCCGGGAGACGCUCCUCUAGGUGGCCACAUGAUGCUAUUCAUUCACCAUCGAUGGUCAACCUGUCCUCUGCAUUCGAGAGGAAGUACCACACUUUCAGCCGGUCCACCACGCACCUGAUCUGACUGUUCCCUCUACAGCACAGCAAUUAAGCUCCGCACAAUGGUACAGCGCCCGUUCACACCUCACGCGGGUUUAAUUCACACGUUCAGAUCACCGCUCUCCGACUCGCCAAAUGAAGGAUUACUCUUGUAAUGUUGUGUCUUUUUGUGUGUCGUAAGUGUCAAAUGUUUUGGGGCGUAUUGAAUUAACAGAUAAUUAACACACAUUUUAAUAAUAACUGACUUUUUUUCACGCUUUUUGUUUAGAGGGAUGUGUUUUUGUUUCCAAUUAAUAAUUAACCAAUGAAAGUAUUUCUUAACCUUUUAUGGGGGUGUCUGUCUCACAGCUUAAGUGUCUAGCUUUUAUAAAGCUAUAGAAUCGAGUACUUUUUUUUAAUAUAAAUCGGUUACAGUUAGAAAAGCAGUUGUAAAAUAUUAGUAAAACCACUGCAGUUUAGAGUUUCCCCCCUUUUUUGUUCUUUUUUUUUCUUUGGGGGAUGGGAAGAGGUGUUUAUUUGUUUUUGUUUUUUUUUUUUUGUUUUUUUUUUUAAAGGACAAAAGUGCUUAGAGAAUGAAUAUUUAUUCUCCAAAAUAAAGUGAGUAUAUAAAUAGUAUUUGAAUCAUAUAAAUUUUUUUUUUCUUUUUCAUUCUUCUUUUGUAUUUAUGUGUAAAUAUGGUAUUUUAUUCAGUGGUAGUGUCAUACCUAAACUGUCUGUUUCUCUUUAUUUGUUUAGUUGAAUGUCUGUCGUUUUCUAUUAGUACCUGCUGCUUCACGAACCCGUCCAAAUAUAUAUAUUCAGUUACUCUUUUUGUGUCUCUCUUCCGUUUCAGCGAUUAUUGACUUUAUAUAUGAUCUUUUGCAAUAAUUUGUAAUGGAUUUUAGGGAACUGGUUUUAUGUUUGAAACUAAAUUCAUUAAUUCUGCUUCAAUAAAAGAAGGAUGUAGCCAAUGA